AUGUCCGAAUUUUCUUUCACUGGUGAUGAUUUUCUUUACGCGACGGACAAUCUGGCCCCGAGGGAGACCCGGGCGGGCCCCCACUCCGUGAGGUUUUUCUCCACCGCGAUGUCCCGGCCCGGCCUCGGGGAGUCCCGGUGCAUCAUCGUGGGCUACGUGGACGACACGCAGUUCGGGCUGUUCGACAGCGACUCCCCAGGCCAGAGAGUGGAGCCGCAGGCGCCCUGGGCGGGGCAGCUGGGGCAGGAGGUGUGGGACUGGAGGUCGCAGAUCGCAAGGCACAGCGCACUGUGGUCCCGAGCGCACCUGGACGCCCUGCGCGGCCUCUACAACCAGAGCGAGACCGGGUCUCACACCUUCCAGUGGAUGUCUGGCUGCGACGUGGGGCCCGACGGGCGCCUCCUCCGCGCGUACAGUCAGUUUGCCUACAAUGGCGCCGAUUACCUGGCCCUGAACGAGGACCUGCGCUCCUGGACCGCGGUGGACACGGCCGCUCAGAUCACCCAGCGCCAAUGGGAGGCGCAGGGUGAGGCAGAGAAAUUCAGGAACAAUUUGGAGGACUGGUACUUGUGGUGGCUGCGCAGAUACCUGGAGUACGGGAAGGAGACUCUGCAGCGCACGGAUCCCCCAAGGACACAUGUGACCCACCACCCCACCUCUGAGCAUGAGGUCACCCUGAGGUGCUGGGCCCUGGGCUUCUACCCUGCGGACAUCACCCUGACCUGGCAGCGAGAUGGGGAGGACCUCACCCAGGAGAUGGAGCUGGUGGAGACCAGGCCUGGGGGAGACGGAACCUUCCAGAAGUGGGCGGCUGUGGUGGUGCCUUCUGGAGAGGAGCAGAGAUACACGUGCCACGUGCAGCAUGAAGGCCUGCUGGAGCCCCAGGUCCUGAUAUGGGUGCCCCCUUCUCAGUUUUCCAUCCCCACCGUGGCCAUCAUUGCUGGCCUGUUUCUCCUUGGAGCUGUGCUCACUGGAGCUGUGGUGACUGCAGCUGUGAGGAAGAAGUGGAGGAAGAAGUGCUCAGAAGGACAAGGAGGAAGCUACACUCAGGCUGCAGGCAGUGACAGUGCCCAGGGCUCUGAUGUGUCUCUCAGCCCCUAAAGCAUCUUUUAAAAUGAAUGUGAUAAGGGCUCCUCCCCGGUGGCGCAGCGGGUUGAGCGCAUCUCUGUGAAGCUGUCAGCAGCCACUGCAGCACCAGUUCGAUUACCAGCCAGUCAGGGAGAAUCCCACAUGGUGAGGCAGACCUCUCCUGUCUCUCCCCUGCUCCACUUUCAGUCCGUCUGCCUGUUCUGCUUCCUGCUCUGUCUCUGGUGAACCCUCUCACCCUUCUAUGACUCUGGCCUGUACCCCAGCUCUUAUAUAAAUAAAAAAUAAAAAAAAAUGAUGAAUGUGAUGAGGCUCCUAUUGUUCACACCCUGGACAGCACCUGGUAUUGUGCAGAGUUUGCAUUUUCAGUCUCUCCUGGUUGUCACUGUUCUUAAUUGUGAUAUUGAACAUUUGUUCAUAUUUUUACUUUCCUAUGACUAUAGUUGCUGUUUGUAUGGAAGUUUUGUACAUUUCUACAGAUGAGGUGCUGUUCAUUUAUUACACUAUUUUUGUCUUUAUUAAAAUUGGGUUAUUUCUUUCUGAUCAUUGAGUUUUGGGCAUUAUUUCUAGAUAAAGUCCUUUAUCAGAUUCAUGAUUUGCAAAUGUUUCCCCCAACUCUGUGGCCUGAACUCCUUUACUGAUGGGAAAACAAACACUGUUGCCCAGACAGGAGCAUGGAGAU
Talpa occidentalis (Iberian mole) is the source of this 1768-nucleotide messenger RNA. Its product is annotated as patr class I histocompatibility antigen, A-126 alpha chain-like. Gene Ontology annotation, cellular component: external side of plasma membrane. Gene Ontology annotation, biological process: positive regulation of T cell mediated cytotoxicity; immune response; antigen processing and presentation of endogenous peptide antigen via MHC class Ib. The record is from RefSeq and is a predicted model, not a curated record. Lineage: Eukaryota; Metazoa; Chordata; Mammalia; Eulipotyphla; Talpidae. The transcript is spliced from 8 exons. Gene Ontology annotation, molecular function: signaling receptor binding; peptide antigen binding. Bases 1 to 1101 code for a protein of 366 amino acids.